GUUUCUGGUCGUGAAAUCGCGAUCCUCAAAACUUUGCUACGCCGAUCAACUCGCAGAUGCGCCAAGGAUCGCCCUGAAGAAAUUUAUUUUACGCAGUCUAAGAUCUCUCGUUCAGAGCCACCUAUAAUACUAUGGUCUGUCCUCAUUGCACACAUAGUCAGAAUUUCGACGGCACGGUCUCCAAGGUCGUCAUUCCUUCUACACAGCCACAAGAAGCCACGCUAGUUAUGUAAGUGACAUAACACCGCCAGUACGUACUAUACUACUUAGCCUUCGGAUCUAUAUCAUCCCUGGCUUGCUGACACGGACCUGUCAUCUCAUCAUGCACCGGCCGGAUGAACAAUCAGUGGAGUGCGCGAGUCAUGAAAAAACUGUAGUCGUUGAACGCCCCACAGCUCGUGUCGCAUUACCACCUCCUGCGGUAGAUGGUGACUCCGAUGGGGAAGCCGAGGCAGAUGGAUCGCAAGCAAAUGAUGGUGAUCUGUUGGAAGACUUUCCGGACGAAACUGACGAAUUAGAACUCGUGCACUCGCGGUUGAGCUCUUUGGCUAAUCUUCGACUCGACCGGUUCGCAAGGCAUCUGAGGAAGCUAUGUCUGAGACAAAACGCUAUCUCGCACCUAGAUUCAGAGGUCUUUAAGCUGCUCACGCAGCUUGAAGAGCUUGACCUGUACGAUAAUAAACUCAAGACUGUGGGAGAUGCAUUGGACAAUAUGUCUGCUCUAGCCAUUCUGGACCUUUCAUUCAACCUUCUACGACAAGUGCCGGAGGCACUAUCGCAUCUACGUUCCUUGAAGACAGUAUAUUUCGUUCAAAACAAGAUCUCGAAAAUCGCCGGCUUGGAAUCUGUGGGAGCGACAUUAAGAAGUCUCGAACUUGGGGGAAAUAGAAUACGGCGUAUCGAAGGGUUGGAUGCGUUGUUCAACCUGGAGGAAUUAUGGCUCGGAAAGAACAAGCUCACGAAACUAGAGAAUCUGAGUGCACUGAGUAGACUGAAAAUAUUGUCUCUUCAGUCUAACAGGAUCACAAAGAUCGAGGGUCUGGAUCAAUUGGCUGAUCUGGAAGAGCUCUACCUGAGCCACAAUGGAGUCGAGCGUUUGGAAGGUCUCGAGAACAACACAAAGCUGAGAACGCUUGAUGUUGGUGCAAACUUUGUUCCAGCGAUCGAAAAUAUCUCGCAACUGGUAUCACUAGAGGAGCUCUGGCUUAAUAACAACAAGAUUGCUGAUCUGCGAGCCCUCGAGCCGCAGCUCAAGAAUAUGGCGUUUCUUGAAACGAUUUACUUGGAAGGCAAUCCUUGUCAGCAGGCCGAAGGUACAGGUUACAGACGGAAGAUAAUGCUUGCGCUUCCUCAGGUUAAGCAAAUUGAUGCCACGUUUGCGAGGUCUUUAUGACCCACUCGUCUCCAACAAUUUUUUUGCAAUGGGACGUUAUUGAUUUCAAUUAGGAUAACUUAUACUCAGCGAUUGGCAGGAAGGAUAUUCUUUCGUCCUAAUGUUCCGCAUCACCUUGCUUGCAAGGUUAUAUGCUAUGUCGAAAGUUCUGCGGAUUAUCUACACGAACAAACAGCGGCCAAUCCCAAACGAGUUUCUCUCACUGUUUUGACCGUCGCUCAUACCAAAUGCGUCAUGAUUCUUGAUGUCACAAUCUAUCUCUUAAUCUAAAAUCAUUCAUACGGCCUUUUCCUGACGAGUCAAAUGUGUGAUGUUGCAAUCACCGAUGCCGGCACAUCUUCAUUUUCGAGUGUUCUGUCAUUUUACAAAUGUAUCAUCGGAGAAUUCCGAAUCAUGUGACCAU
Messenger RNA from Suillus subaureus, 1796 nucleotides. RefSeq names its product L domain-like protein. Gene Ontology annotation, molecular function: protein binding. The transcript has 10 exons. The coding region runs from base 323 to 1393 and encodes 356 amino acids. Lineage: Eukaryota; Fungi; Basidiomycota; Agaricomycetes; Boletales; Suillaceae. The record is from RefSeq and is a predicted model, not a curated record.